AUGGUGGCCCCCCCCAGCGCGGCGGCCGAGGGAGUCGGCUUCAUGGAGGAGCUCGUGAAGUGCAGCGAGCAGGAAGCGUGCGAGUACAAAACGAACAUCAAGGUGAAGAUAGGAAACAACCAAAAGAUCCUCCUGCUGGUGAGGCACAAAAAGGAGGAGUACUACGUAGUUCUGCACCAAACGAAAUUUAUCGUGGCCUACCCCAUGGUGUACAGGACGUUGGCCCCACAGAAAUCCAUUUACAGCUAUAAGGAAUUCUUCGAGCCAGGAGUAGACACCAUAGAUGCGCAGAACAAAAAGGGGAAAGACAAAUGUGAGAGCUACGACUUCAGCGCGUUUGAGCAAAUUAAAGUCCCAUCCUUCGAAGGGUUCAACGAUAAGCCGUUUUCCCUCUGCUGUUCCUGUUACGACUUGCCGCACUCAUACGAAUCCAUAAAUGCCUUGUACAAAGGAAUCCCCAAAAAAAUGGAGCUAGACUGCCCCGAUAGAGACACCAUUAUGAGGGACCCCAAGCAAGAGAGACUCGUAUCUGUAAAGAAAGCUCUGCGGCAUGUCCUCCCCAUGUAUGCCCUCUUCAAAUUCAAAAACGACGUGAACAUUUUCCUCGUCUUUAACAUCACGGUUAUGAAGAAGAAGAGAACCUUCAACGAUUACUUCCAAAUGUAUAGAGACAAAACAGAGCUAGAAAAAAUGACUUACAGGUAUGUAAUUAGCGAAUCUGCAAAACCGAUAGAGCUGUUUGAUAUGAAGUACAUUCACAUCACUCACUCGUCUUCUGCUUUUGAUAAUGUGUCGAUUCCAUCUCUCCAUAAUAACUACCUAUUGUAUCCCUUUUACCCUGAAGAAUUAUAUGGGAUCAAAUAUGGGACCCUAGAUUAUGGGUGCUCCUAUAAUAAGUCCUUCAAUUUUGAGUGCAUUGAGAAUGACCAAGAUAGAUGCAAGUAUACGGAUUCUACCUGUCUCAGUAGAUCCCUUUUAGUUCCUAAAAACUACGUUUCAGAUGACUCUUACGCUGCUUGUGGGCUGAUUGGCUACAAUGAUUAUACCGUUUCGAAGAGGGAGUCCUGCAUGGAAGACGCGGAGUGUAUUUCGAACACUGUGGAGUCCUACCUAAAUAAAGCACAGGAACUUACCAAGGGGAUUGAAGAAACGGUGACCAAGCUGCCCAUCAUAAAUGGCAAGUACCCUCACUACAUCUUUAGGAAGAAGAAUUAUACCCAAAAUUCUGAAGAUAAAAGGACCGUCCGUUUUUUUAAGGACGGAAACGUGGAGCACUUCAUCGCCUAUGAGUACUACAAGGAGGAUCGCACCGAAUUCACCAUCAGCUUGUUUAACAAUAAGCCGCAGCAGGUGAUGCGUGCAGUAGACACGCAGAUGCUGUCUGCACAGAGGGAGCACACCCUAAGGGAGGAGCAAAAGCCGCUAGAAGAACCGGAACCCCCAUUCGAUGCCAUCGUCUUCCAGCUAGAAACGCUAAACGAGCUCAGAAUCAUCAACAUCCUCUAUUCAGACCAGUGCGAUGAGCAGAACACGCAGAAGUGCGGAGUCCUUGUGCAUGUGUGGAACCCCUCCAUGGAAAAAAUUAAGGCUAGACUGAAGCUACAGUGCAUCAUUAAUUCGAAUGAGAAAUAUGUAGAUGAGAAGAACCUCAUUUAUGAUGAGGGCAAGUACCAGUUUUUGUUUUUUUUUAAAGUCCCCUUUCUUAAAUAUACCUCUCUUCGCAACUGCAGUGUGCACGCCUAUGGGGCGUUUAAACUAUACGACGCGCAAACCUACGUAGUUAGAAAACGGGGGCUCAUAAGGAAAUUUUUUUACCAUCAGCCUAAGGAGACUAGCGGCAUGCAGGUGUAUUCCGAGGGCAUACAGAAGGUUACCUGCUGCAUGGAGGAGCCCCACAUCUGCAACAUCAAAAACAUCCCACACUGCAUCACGGCGGAGUCCCUGAAUGUGCUCCACGUCUUCCUCUUCUUUGUCCUCCUCGUCCUUGUCUUUGUGGUGUUCCUCACGGGCAACGCCCGCAAGAAGAGCUCCAACCCCAGCAGCGCCGCCGCGGACGACGCGGACGACGCGCCCUCCAGGUGACCCCCCGCGGAGCGAGGGUAGCCCCGCAAAUGCGCAGCCCUGCAAGGGGGGAGCCCUACAAAGGGGUAACCACGCAAACCGCUUUACCGCUUAACCGCUUAACUUGUUCGCACCCCAAAGGGACAUCCCCAAAAAAACUUCACUUGUGCAACUCCCCCAAUUUUAACUGCC
This is a messenger RNA of Plasmodium vivax (malaria parasite P. vivax), 2253 nucleotides long. RefSeq lists its product as hypothetical. The transcript has a single exon. NCBI's taxonomy places the organism in Eukaryota, Apicomplexa, Aconoidasida, Haemosporida, Plasmodiidae. The record is from RefSeq and is a predicted model, not a curated record. The coding region runs from base 1 to 2082 and encodes 693 amino acids.